Caenorhabditis auriculariae is the source of this 332-nucleotide messenger RNA. The record is from the annotation of a GenBank genome assembly. Lineage: Eukaryota; Metazoa; Nematoda; Chromadorea; Rhabditida; Rhabditidae.
AUGGUCUGUGCUACUCGCGUUGAGCCGCUGCAUUUGACCUACUGGGAGCAAGGAAAAAUUUUGCAGGAACUCCCGAGUUUGAACGAUAUUCGGGUACCCCUCUCUGUUUGUAGAUUUUUGAGAAAUAAAUUUCUUGAGGGAGUCGUGGAAACUUCGAUAAAACAGCUGAGAAACGACCAUCGCCGCUAUCUCAACCCAACUCCCUAUAAGGUUACUUUUCAAACAAAUUAACCUUUACCGAGAAGUUUCUUAAGGUAUCCGUUUCUGAGGCCCUUUACAACUUCCUCCACGAACUUUGGCUUAAAAGUGCUCCGAUCGGAGUUCUUCACUAG